This is a messenger RNA of Fomitopsis serialis, 1029 nucleotides long. RefSeq lists its product as uncharacterized. Lineage: Eukaryota; Fungi; Basidiomycota; Agaricomycetes; Polyporales; Fomitopsidaceae. The record is from RefSeq and is a predicted model, not a curated record. Gene Ontology annotation, biological process: lipid biosynthetic process. Bases 1 to 1029 code for a protein of 342 amino acids. Gene Ontology annotation, molecular function: oxidoreductase activity; iron ion binding. The transcript is spliced from 2 exons.
AUGGAUCUCGUGCUCAGCAUCUGUGACGACUAUGCCCUCGACAAGUUCUGGGCAGCCGUGCUACCUGCAUCCGCCUUUGCCUCAUCACCCAGUGCGGCGUUCCUCCAGGCAUCGCUGAACGGCUCAUCACUGCCUGUCAUUACCUCGCAACCGGGCAAGUGGUCCCAGCUUCUAUCCUACAUUCCCCAUCCACCACUACCCUCCGCUCACGAGCUCGCACCGAUCGCGCCUUCUCUCGCGUCUGCAUGGCCACGCGACUACAUCCUCCGCCAGUUCACCUCCCUCUUCGUGCUCACCCUGCUCGGAAUCCACUUCCUCUACUUCAGUUUCGCGUGGCUGUCGUACAGGUACAUCUUCAAUCAUGAGAUGAUGAAGCACCCGCGCUUCCUGAAGAACCAGGUCAAGCUCGAGAUUCAGCACAGCCUGAAGGCGUUCCCUGGCAUGACGCUCCUCACUCUUCCGUGGUUCAUAGCGGAGGUCAGGGGCCACUCGAAGUUGUAUGACAACGUGGAUGAAUACGGCUGGGGCUACCUCGCGUUCUCCACCCUGUGGUUCCUCGUCUUCACUGACUUCGGCAUCUACUGGAUCCACCGGUGGGAGCACCACCGCCUGUGGUACAAAUGGCUGCACAAGCCGCACCACAAGUGGAUCGUGCCGACGCCCUUCGCCUCGCACGCAUUCCACCCGCUCGACGGCUACCUCCAGUCCAUCCCGUACCACGCCUUCAUCUACCUCUUCCCGCUCCACCGCCUCCUCUACCUCAGCCUCUUCGUCUUCGUCAACAUGUGGUCCAUCCUCAUCCACGACUCCGACAUGAUCACCGGGCACCCGCUCGAGACCAUCAUCAACGGGCCAGCCCACCAUACGCUCCACCACCUCUACUUCACCGUCAACUACGGUCAGUACUUCACGUGGGCGGACCGCAUGGGCGACUCGUACAGGCAGCCCGUGAGCGAGCUCGACCCGAUGAAGGAGGUGCAGGCGCACUUGGCCAAGCAGGAGAAGCAGGCCCUGGGCAAGCAGCAGUGA